Molecule: messenger RNA, 4852 nt
Organism: Python bivittatus (Burmese python)
Lineage: Eukaryota; Metazoa; Chordata; Lepidosauria; Squamata; Pythonidae
Source: RefSeq, a predicted model, not a curated record
GCUUUCCGGGAAGGGUUGGGUCCUGGACCAGACCAGCAUCUUUGCCCAGGUCGAUGCCUUUGUCCAGCGCUGCAAGGAUCUCCUCGAGGUCUGCGACAGCCAGCAGCACUUUGCCCGCUGGGAAGAUGGCAAACAGACCCCGCUGCCCUGCUUCUUUGGCCAUCAGGGCCCGCAGAUGGCCCGGAGUUUGCUGGAAAUAGAGGAGACGUUCCAUAAGUAUCUCAACAAUCUCCGGAAUGUGAAAGGGGGGAUCCUGGACGUGAAGAACACUACCUGGCAUGAAGACUUCAGCCACUUCCGUGCAGGAAUCAAAGACCUGGAGGUCAUGACCCAGAACUUGAUCACUUCAGCCUUUGAGACAGUGAAGGACGUAGAACAUGGCGUGGAGAUCCAGGACAUCUUCCAUCACUUGUCAUCCCGGGAGGCCAUCAAGCGCACCUUUGACAAGAAAACGGUUGACAUCUACAUGCUCUUCAACAAGGAGCUUUCCCUAGUCAACAAGGAACUGAGCAAAAAGAUCCCUUUCUUGCCACCGUACAUGUGCCAUUACUCGGGCAUGGCCCACUGGAUGCGUGCUCUGAGGCGGCGUGUUGACAGACCCAUGGAGUGUCUCACCAAAGCCCACUUUAUCCCUCACAUUGGGACUGGAGAAGAGAGCUUCCAGGCUUAUCAGCUUCUGGUGCAGGCCAUGGAUGAGAUCGAGAGAAGGACCUUCCAGGAAUGGACCCAGGGUUUGGACAAGGACAGCUUGAAGCGCCUGGAUACCCCUUUGCUCAUUGCGAGCACUGAACAGUCAGGAAUGCUGGAUAUCAAUUUUGACAAGCACUUGCUAAAAUUAUUUGUGGAAAUCCAUUAUUGGGAAAGGGUGCUCUUUGAGAUUCCCCAUUAUGUGGUGGAGGUGUACGAACGGAAAGAGGACUUGAGGAACCUUCGGGAGAACUUGCUGCUGGUGGCCCGAGACUACAACAGGAUCCUCAGCAUGCUGACCCCAGAGGAGAGGGGCCUCUUCCGGGAGCGCAUCCGCUACCUAGACAGAAAGAUCCAACCUGGCUUGAAGAAGCUCCACUGGUCCCUCAAAGGGGCAAGCACAGUCUUCAUCUCUGAGUGUCGCCUCCAUGCCAGCAAGGUGCAGAACAUUGUGAAUGAAUACAAAGCUGCCACGUUGGCCAUUGCUCACCGGGCCCAGCAGAUGAGCGAGGCUCUGCUGGUACGGAUCACUGGUAAGCGGGUCUACAAUGACCUGGAGUUUGAGGAGGACCAGAAGGACCACCGGGACCUGGUGCAGAAGAAGCUGGUCACUUUCCACGAAGACAGCAUCACCAUCAUGCGGCAGACAUACGAAGUUUUCAAGCACGAUGGGCCAGAGGUCCAGCAGCACUGGUUCAAUUACACCAUCCGGAUGGACAGGAUGAUGGAGGACGCCCUGCGACUGAACGUCAAAUGGUCCCUGAUGGAGCUCUCCCGGGCCAUCAACGGAGAUGGCAAGACCAGCCCCAACCCGCUCUUCAGGGUGAAGGUUAUUCUGCAGGACAAUUCCCCUGGGCAGAACCCCCAGGUGGAGUUCUCCCCCUCACUCCUACAGCUGGCAAAUAUGGUCAAUGACAUCAGCACCCACUUGAUCUCCAGCAUCGCUGUCUUCCGGCAUCUUCCAGAGAUCCUCGUCCGGCGCAAGUUUGCCCGCGAUCCCAUUUCUGCCCUUGUGGAGCGGGAUGAAGACGUCAAGAAAAUCCAGGCCCAGAUCAACAGCGGCAUGCAGAGCAACGCCACCCACCUGCAGGCCUACCUGAAGACCUGGGAUGUGUACCGAGAGAUCUGGGAAGUCAACAAAGACGCCUUUAUCAAUCGCUACAGGCAUCUCAACCCACUGGUUUCAUCCUUUGAUGCUGACACUGCUCGGUACAUGGAGGUGGCCAACAACGUCCAGAAGGAGGAGACGGUGCUGAGCAUCCAGUUUGUGCUCCUGGAUUGCUCCCACCUGAAGGCGGCCGUGGUGCAACACUGCAACGAAUGGCAGAAUAAGCUCACCAACCUGCUGAACGAGAUGGCCAGCAGCCGCCUGAGGGAGCUGCAUGCCUACCUGCAGGACAAUGUGGCCAGGAUCAACUGCCCUCCGCAAACCCUGGAGGAGCUUAGCCAAAGCCUCCAGCUCCAUGAGACGCUGCAGAACGAGCUGCCCAAGAUCGAAGGGCAGAUCCCCCCCAUCCACGAGCAGUUUGCCAUCCUUGAGAAGUACGAGGUGGCGGUGGAGGAAGAGGUGCUGCAGCUGCUGGGAGAGCUGAAUUCGGAGUGGCUGGCCUUCCAGCAGUGCAUCCUGGACAGUGAAAUCAUGUUGAAGAAGCACAAGGAGAAGUUCAAGACGGGCCUGAUCCACUGCGCAGAUGACUUCAAAAAGAAGGCCCAGAAUCUUCUACAGGACUUUGACUUGAAUGGUCCUUUCACCAGUGCCAUCUCAGCUGAUGCUGCCCUGGAGCAGAUCUUUGCAAUGAGACAAUUGCUGGCCAGCAUGAAGGAGGAGGAGAACGCCCUGCGCUCUAACCUGGGCAUCUUCAAGAUCGAUCAGCCUGCCUCCAAAGACCUUCAGAAGUUGGAGAGGGAGCUGGACUACAUCCAGCAAGUCUGGGAGAUCACUAAGGAAUGGGAGGUUCACUGGGAGGAGUGGAAGAAUGGGAGCUUUAAGACCCUAAAGACAGAAGUGAUGGAGAAUACUGCCUUUGCGCUUUCCCGGAAGCUGAAUAAGUUGAGCAAAGAGCUUAAGGACCGGAACUGGGAAAUAAUUGAGACCUCCAAGACAAAGAUUGAACAGUUUAAGAGGACAAUGCCCUUGAUCACUGACCUCAGGAACCCGGCUUUGCGAGAGAGACACUGGGACCAGGUGAAGGAUCUGGUCCUUCGGACAUUUGAUCAGGAUGCUGAGGACUUCAGGCUGGAAAGUAUCAUUGAAUUGGGCUUGGACAAACACGUGGAGAAGGUUGCUGAGAUUUCUGCCUCAGCCACCAAGGAACUGGCAAUCGAGCAGGCUCUUGAAAACAUCGCGAAGACCUGGGCUGUCACUGCAUUGGAUAUUGUGCCUUACAAAGACAAAGGGCACCACCGAGUCAGAGGAACUGAGGAUGUUUUCCAGGCUUUGGAUGACAAUCAGGUGGCCUUGUCUACCAUGAAGGCUUCACGUUUUGUGAAGCCGUUUGAGAAGGAGGUGGACCGCUGGGAACGCUGCCUCUCACUCAUCCUGGAGGUGAUUGAAAUGUUACUGAUCGUGCAGCGGCAGUGGAUGUACCUGGAGAACAUCUUCUUGGGAGAAGAUAUCCGCAAGCAGCUGCCUGGUGAAUCGUCCUCCUUUGACCGUAUCAACGGCAGCUGGAAGACCAUCAUGGACCGUUUUGUCAAGGACAAUAAUGCUCUGCGUGCUACUCAUUACCCAGGACUGCUGGACAAACUGGUAGAAAUGAACGCUGCCCUAGAAGAUAUCCAGAAGUCCCUUGACAUGUACUUGGAAACCAAGCGCCAUAUCUUUCCCCGCUUCUACUUCCUAUCCAAUGAUGAUCUCUUGGAGAUCUUGGGCCAGUCCCGUAACCCAGAAGCUGUCCAGCCCCACCUCAAGAAGUGCUUUGACAACAUUAAGUGCCUCAAAAUUCAGAAGAUUGGCUUGACCAACCGGUCUGAAGCCCUCGGCAUGUACUCUCUGGAUGGUGAAUAUGUGGAUUUCACCCAUUCUGUACUGCUGGAAGGACCUGUGGAGGAGUGGCUGUGUGAUGUGGAGCGGGCCAUGCGCUGGACUUUGAGGGAGGUGCUGCGGAACUGCCGGCUGGCCCUGAAGAAGAUGUUGACCAAGCGGGACAAAUGGGUGAAGGAGUGGCCCGGACAGAUGGUGAUCACCGCUAGCCAGAUUCAGUGGACGGCAGACGUGAGCAAGUGUUUGGCCACCUGUAAGGACCGUGGGGACAAGAAGUACCUGAAGGUGAUGAAGAAGAAGCAGGUAUCCAUGCUCAACAAGUAUUCGGAGGCCAUCCGUGGCAACCUGACAAAAAUCAUGCGCCUGAAGAUUGUGGCGCUGGUGACAGUGGAAGUCCAUGCCCGGGAUGUCAUUGAGAAGCUGUACAAGAGCAGCUUACUGGAUGUGACCUCCUUUGAAUGGCUGAGCCAGCUUCGCCUCUACUGGGAGAAGAACUCUGGGCGGCUGGUGAUCACACCCCUGACUGACAGGUGCUACAUGACACUGACCACAGCCCUCCACCUCCACCGAGGAGGGUCCCCGAAAGGCCCUGCAGGCACUGGCAAGACCGAGACCGUGAAGGACCUGGGCAAGGCGCUGGGCAUGUAUGUGAUCGUGGUGAACUGCUCAGAGGGCCUGGAUUAUAAAUCCAUGGGGCGCAUGUACUCCGGCCUCGCCCAGACGGGAGCCUGGGGGUGCUUUGACGAAUUCAACCGCAUCAACAUUGAGGUGCUCUCGGUGGUGGCCCAGCAGAUUCUCUCCAUCCUCUCCGCCUUGGCUGCCAACAUGACGCGCUUCACCUUUGAAGGCCACGAGAUCAACCUGGUGUGGUCUUGUGGCAUCUUCAUCACCAUGAACCCAGGGUACGCAGGGCGCACAGAGCUGCCUGACAACCUCAAGUCCAUGUUCCGCCCCAUCUCCAUGGUCGUGCCAGACUCCACCCUCAUUGCCGAAAUCAUCCUCUUCGGAGAAGGCUUCAACAACUGCAAGGUCCUGGCCAAGAAGGUCUACACUCUUUACUCCCUGGCCGUGCAACAGCUCUCCAAGCAGGACCACUAUGACUUUGGCCUCCGGGCCCUCACCUCUCUGCUCCGCUACGCUGGGAAGAAGCGCCGGAUGCGGCCUGAUCUUUCUGAUGAAGAG